This is a messenger RNA of Carcharodon carcharias (great white shark), 5441 nucleotides long. RefSeq lists its product as uncharacterized. NCBI's taxonomy places the organism in Eukaryota, Metazoa, Chordata, Chondrichthyes, Lamniformes, Lamnidae. The coding region runs from base 238 to 3291 and encodes 1017 amino acids. The record is from RefSeq and is a predicted model, not a curated record. The transcript is spliced from 12 exons.
UUUAGAUGUGUGGAAGGAGUGCAGCUUUUGGACGCCGUUCAGAGCUGAUGCUGGGGCCUCUCACUCAUUACCCGUGUCACUCUUGAAAGUGAACAGUGCCUUGAGCUGACUGGUCAUUACAGGCGCCUUUCUGGACUCGUGUGGUCAAUUUAGCCAACUGAAGGGACCGCUGAGCAGUUCUUUUUGUACUUGACAUUCAUGAGGAUGGAGUCGGGGCUGAACUCUCUCUGACAGAGGAUGGCGGGGCUUCAUUGCUGUCUUCGGGGCAGUUCAGGAGAUCAUAUUAUGGCUACAGGAUUGCCAGGCAUAAGGCAUGCUUCAGAGGCUGAAGAACUCAACGAAGAAUGUUCAGGGAAGAAGAAAUCAAAAUUUAAGACCUUCAAAAACUUUUUUGCCAAGAAGAAGAGGAAAGAUCCAGCAGCUGCCAGAGGAGAAAGCGGUCUGAAGCCGUGCCAAUCGAGCAGUGAUGUCAGCAUCCCAGAGCCUCCCGCAACAUUGCCUGACUCGGAGACAGGUUCUCAGAGCAGCAUUGGAAACAGAGCUGUGUCACAUGACAGCAUUUUUAUUCCGGAACUAUCCAUCUCCGAGACUGCGCCGGUCAGAGUGACAUCUCAGGAAAAUAUGCCCGGCAGGGUGAAAGCAUUGCAGUUACAACUUCAGCAGAACAUCCGACUGGCUUCUCCAGGUGUGCUGAUUUCUACCAAAAAGACCGAUGAUGCAGGAACUCUCUCAGAGGAUGAUGGGUUGCCCAGAAGUCCCCCAGAAAUAUCGUCUCUUCACGCAGUGCUGAGGUGCUCCACUCCAAAGCCUGCUGCCCUUGUUGAGCGACACAGUUCUUUGAGUUUAGGUGGAAUGGAAAGUGAAGAUGAAGAACAGAUAUCCUCAAAGCCUUCUUCCAGACCUCUGAGUCCCCUCUCACCACUGGUUUUCAUGACAACCAGCUCUGACUCACUUCCUGUUGAUUUCAGCUCCCCAGCUAACUCAUUCGCCUGCCUGGAUAACUCGGCGGCAAGACACAAGAUUGCCGUUAAUCCUCGCAGACACAAGUUCGUUGCCAAAAAGAUGAAGCCAACGAUUAGGGAACAUUCUGGAAGUCCAAAGAUUCCCAAAUUAAUUUUGCUUGAAAGUAAGGAUGAAAGAGUUCGAGUCACAUCCUCUGCCAGUGAUUUACAGGAUGAAACUGAUCUGUUGGCACAAGGUGAUGACAUAAAACCUGAAACAAAUGGAGAGGAAUUUGCAGAAAACGUUCCUAAGAGUUCCAAAAUGCUUGAGGUUUCUCAUCAUCACAGUGCGGAGCCUGAAGACACCUCUGAUGGAAACACUAAUGGUCAAAAUGGAGAUGUGUUGCCUAAUCUUCCAAUUCAAGUGACAUUUGAUUCAGUAAAGGUCAUUACCUCUGAAGAUGUACCUGAUUCUGAGAAGCUUCCCAACAUUCAAGGAUUGUCAACAGGAAUGUCGUUGAUGCAUGAAGAGGCUUUCAAAUCAACUUUUGUAAAGUCCUGUAAGGAUGAUAAAGAAGACAUUGUCUCUUCUUCCCCCAUGCCACCAAUGGCCAUUAAUGAAUCAGCAGAAUGUUCAGAGACCAAAGAUCAGGCCAAAGAUCAGGCUAAAUCUAGUGAAAAUGUCACAUUUGAGAACACUGAGGAGGAUUUGCUUCCCCUCAGUGUCGACAAACCUCCAGCAGAUGAAAGCAUCUCAGUUGCAAUACAUGCAGAGAAAAAUGCAAAGGGAAAUUCUCCAAACAUAAUACAACCAAAUAUAAUGCAACAUAGCCCAACUUCUAAAGAGACAAAGGGAGAGAGUUCUGUCACCCCUCCUGAUGAGACUUUGCAUUCAUUCAAAGAGAAGGAAGGACAAGAAGAAAAUAUCCUGACAGAUGAAUCAAUAACUGCAGAGGCAGAUGUCAAGGGCUUAUUAAAUCACAGGGCAGAAUAUGAACCGACUUCAAGCAAAGAGCUGACAGAUAAUAUUGGUUUUACAUCAGAAAUUCCACAUGAAGAUUUAGUAAUUCAAUCUGACUUUCCUACUGCACAAUUACCUGGCAGUCUGGGACAGACGGAACUUUCAAUAUCUGAUGAGCCGUUACAGAAAGAUAACAGGCUUGUUAAUCAAGGCUCAGUCAAAUUCUCAAUCGCAUCUGCCUGGCAGAGGUCCUUAUUGGAGGCCAACAGAAAGAAUGAAGGUUUGGAUGCAGACUGGAGUCCUUUGACAGCAAUUAAACCUGAGCAUUAUGAAACUACAGCUGAAGGGAAUGGCAAUGAAGUGUUAUCAAAUCAUGACAUGGGAAGUACCAUGAAAUAUCAACGGUUUCUUAAUCAGCCAUUGAAAGUGAAAUCAGAUAGCACUGAACCAGCUCCUGCUAAUAAGUCGUGUCCCCAGAAUGUUAUAAAACCGCAAACAAGGACUGGAUUAGAUACCAAUGAAAGCCCAUUUGGUGUCAAACUCAGGAGAACCUCUCCUCCUUACAAAUACUCAACUGAAACUAACUUUGAACAUAAAGUAGCUGACAGCCAGCAGCCUAUGGGAAUAAUACCACGUACAGGAACGCAGACUCCAGUGCCUGAGGGCAGUGAUGCUGGAGCCAGUGGACAGGCAGAGGCUGCCUCGAUGAGCAGAGCUGAGAAGGACAACAGUAAACAUGCAGCCAGAUUAUCCCCAGAGAGUCACAAGUUAAGGUAUCGACCGGCGGGAAAAGCUGACACCGUGGACGCUUCAGCAGAGUUUAUAACGCAAGACAAGUCCAACACUGCUCGAGGGAAGAAUGAAAGGAAGGACAGUCAAACCCAAAUAGACUUCAGCAAAACAACAGAGAGGAACUCACAGCCUGCCAAAUUUGUGACAACAGACAGUGCAAGCACUGGAGUCGGUUCCUCAGAGCCAGUCUGGGUCUCCAUGGCUAGACAGAAACAGAAGGGCUUUCAAGGCCAGUACUCAGGGACAGAGGACAGACCCCAGCCCUUGGAGAACAAGUUCUUGAUUCAAAUGGAUACAAAAAAGGAAGCAACAAAACCUUUACGGGAAAAAAAUGGAAAUAAGAAUCCCUUUCCCAGUUUUCAGAGCAAAGAAAUGAAAAUCAACGCAAAGGAUGAAGAUCAAUCUAAGACAAAAACUCCACCUGGGCUUGGUUCACAUUUACAGCCAAAGCAACAAGCAUGCGGAAUGGGGAUGAGAGAGAAACGACCAAUGCCCAAUGUCAAGAUUGCUCCGUUGGCUACUGUAGAGCCUCCAUGGCUGGCCAUUGCCAAGAAGAAGGCCAAAGCAUGGAGUGACAUGCCUCAGACUGUCCAGUAGCACUUCAGCUCCAAAAUAAGGUGUCAAGACAAGAUUGCUCUUCGAAAUAUUUCUGAGACCCCCAACUGUGACUGGCUUCAGCAGUGAUACUGAGACUGCAGUGGUACAAACCAUUGCCGAGAAAUAACUUGGAGAUAUUUGGUGAAAAAAUGAACUCUGACAUGUAGGAACUUGCCUUGAACAGUGGUGCUAGUGUGUCACUGUCAUAUUGGCUGCAUGUUAUACUGCAUGCCCAACAUUCAGUUCGGGCGAUUUCAAUAGGACCAAAUAUUUGGAGGUGUGGACAACAAACAGCCGAAGUAAUCCCGCUGGUUUUGCAUCAACUCCCAAAUCCAAUUUCACCAACAAAGUGCAUCUGUGAGAUGUUCCUCUGUUCACUGUUCAAAUGCAUGCAUUAAACUGCUUUAAAUACUUUUCUGCUAACUUGGUAGAAGAAUGACAUACUCAGCCAAGGUCACCAAGAGUAAUGUCCAUGCUAAUAACCCUAACUGUCAAUUUUUAUUUCUAAAUAGUUCCUUAUUUCCAAAUUAUUUUACAUGUACCUGUCCCAGUGACUUCAUUAUGUAAUCUCUUUUGUUGAUUGGAUUAGCUGGGUAUUAUCAUUGAUAAAUGUGCAAUGGCAGACUCAGUGGACUUCUGGAAUGAACUGCAAGCCCAGUAUGAAUGCCUGAAAGUCCAAGCACAACAACAGCUCUGUUAGUAGCUGGAAUUACUUAGAAUGAGGUUUGAUCUAUUAACUGAUCAGGAAGCUCAAUGGCUUGGCCUUGCUCUUUCACUGGCAAGGCGAGUAUUUACUGGCCAUGAAAUGGUGGUGCUAAGCUGCCUUAUUGAGUGACUGGAGUCCAGUAGGUACACCAACACUGCUUUUCUUUUUCCUCUGUAGCAGUUUGUUACAGCUGAGUGGCUCGCUGUUCUUUUUCAGUGGGUGGUUAAGAGUCAACCACAUUGUGGUGGGUCUGGAGUCACAUGUAGGCCAGACCAGAAGAAGAUGGCAGAUUUCCUCCCCUGAAGAAUAUUAGUGAACAAGACGGGUUUUUACAGUUUCAUGAUCAUUAUUAAUGAGACCAGCAUUUUAUUUCAGAUUUAUGAAUUACAUUAAAAUUGCCCCAGCUGCCGUGGUGCGAUUUGAACUCAUUUUAACUGCUGUCCCCUGCUACUGUCCCCAGGCCACGAUUGGUGCAACUGUAACAGUCAAAAAUUGGAAUAUUGAGAAAGUGUUGGAGUGGGGGCAUGCGCAGAGGGGUGGUGGAAUGAGUGCCAUACUCUUUGAAUAUCUAAGUUGGGUUAACAGGAAUUGUGGAAGGUUAUGGCACACAAGACAACUCAUUGUAUAAGUGCCAUCUGUUUGCUAAAGCAAGCAAAAUCUAAUCCAACUGCCUCAUACUCUUCUAGUAGCCUUAUAUCUUUCUCUGCUUCAAAUACUUAUCCAAUUUUUCUUUUAUGGAUGCAACGAUCACUGUUUCAACCAUUCCUUGUGGUAACCCAUGCCCCAACAACCCUCUAUAUAAGAGCAUUACUCCUAACUCAGCCAACUUCUCCCCUCUUUUUGUAGCAGUUUAAAAUCGAUGACCACUGUGUUGCUGAUACCCCAGCCAUCAGAAAGAGUCUUUCCUUAUUCACUGCCUCAAAACUCUUUGUCAUAUUUAGAGAGCCCAGUAGUUCAAUGGUUUGAGAGCACCCUGGAUUUAAACUCCACGCGUUGUGUCAAACCAAAGUCGCACUGGCAACUUGAUUGGUUGGCAAGUCCAAUUGCCAACCAAUUAGCAUCUUCUUCUCAUGCAAUAUAAAUUGUUGCUCCGUUUGACGAUUUGCUAUUCUUGCAAGGUUGUCCUGAUGAGUGCAAGAUGAAAAGCUUCAACAGCAUGUCUCUUUCCUCAGCAAUACUCAAGUUCCAUCUGACCAACAACAAGCCUAAAACAAUGUUGCUCACAAUCUCUGAACUUGUUUACCAUGCACAUUUUCAGUGAUUAACCAACCAGUGUUUGUAAGUGAGGGAGCAGGAGGGGUGAAUAGAGUGUAUUGUUGCCUCAUGGAGUAUGUAUACUUUUCAGCUGACAGCCCAAACCCUGGUAUUUAUUUAUUCUGUAUACUUUAUUGUAUUGUGUUGGAACUCUAUUUUCAAUCAUAUUCAAUAAAACCUUUUUCACAUA